Molecule: messenger RNA, 3263 nt
Organism: Phanerochaete carnosa HHB-10118-sp
Lineage: Eukaryota; Fungi; Basidiomycota; Agaricomycetes; Polyporales; Phanerochaetaceae
Exons: 23
Coding region: 291-2480 (729 amino acids)
Biological process (GO): sphingosine biosynthetic process; long-chain fatty acid biosynthetic process; ceramide catabolic process
Cellular component (GO): extracellular region
Molecular function (GO): N-acylsphingosine amidohydrolase activity
Source: RefSeq, a predicted model, not a curated record
GCCGUCUCGUCCAAAUAUUUGAACGGACGUCCGCACAUCACUGGAGGAGACUGCACAUGGUCCCGCCCUUUCUCCAGAAAGGGAAAUCCCGACGCGCCACUUAAACGGAGCAUCACAAACCUUAAUGUGCGCCGGCCGUGUACCGCGUAUCACUAUCCCCGAUUCCUCAAUGUCCAACUGCAGCGUGGCGUCCUCCCCUCACUACCACCACCACCUAGUCAGCUCGGCCUUUCCGCCGUAGACUCUAUUACGUUAGCGGCUGUUCGAAGGUCGGCUGAAACGGGCGCAAGAUGUACAUCCUCGAUACCACGCCUACAGAGCUCGACGGGCUUCUCCACUGGUUUUCUGACGUGUUUCACAAAAUAUGCGUCUGUCUGACAGCACUCCUUGCGUCUACUGGCAUGUUCACGCAGCAGAGCUACCUGUUAGGCUUGGGCAUUGCUGAUAUUACAGGACCGGUGGUUGAAACCAACAUGAUGGGUUACGCAAGCCUCCCACAGACAGAUACGGGCUUGCACAUGCGACAACGAAGCCGCGCUUGGAUAGUCGCAGAUGCAUCCAACCCGUCUGAUCGCUUCGUUUAUAUCAACGCUGACAUUGCGAUGGGUGAUACAGGCCUUCGCAGGUCCAUCGUCGAACAGCUGUCCUCGAUGUACCCGGACUUAUACAACAAUGAGAACAUCGCACUAGGAUCGACCCACUCGCAUAGCGGCGUCGGCGGAUACCUCGAGAACCUAUUGCCCCAGAUUACGUCCAAGGGCUAUGUCAAGGAGACAGCAGACGCUAUUGUGGCGGGAACCGUGCUUGCGGUCAAGCGCGCUCAUGAAAGCCUCCAGCCUGGACAGCUUUCACUCGGAAAUACGACUGUGCUAGAAGCAAAUAUCAACCGUUCCCCGAGCGCUUACUUGACAAACCCUGCGGAGGAGCGAGCCAGGUACCGAUAUGACCAGGACAAAGAGCUCACACUUCUACGAUUUGACGACGUGAGCGGCAAUCCCCGGGGAUUUUUGAGCUUCUUCCCUGUACAUGGGACGAGCAUUUACGAGAACAAUACCCUUGUGAGCGGUGACAAUAAGGGCAUGGCUGCCUAUCUGUAUGAAGCUAUGAUGGAACCCCAUGCAAUGCCCGGAAAUAAUACUUUCGUGGCUGGUUUCGCGCAAGCGAACGUAGGCGAUACAAGUCCAAACACUGAGGGUGCUUUCUGUGAAAGCCCCGGCCAACCAUGGGACGGCCUGCCUUGUGAAUUCGACCACUCUACAUGUGGUAACAGGACGCAAGAUUGCCAUGGACGUGGACCUGGAUUCCGGAUCUCGGAUUUUGAAUCCAACAGGAUAGUUGCUCAGCGACAGGUCGAUGGGGCGAAGAAACUGAUGAGCAGAAGUCUACCUGUGAUCUCUGGUCCUGUGGUAUAUGUGCACACGUACUUGAACAUGUCCUAUCACUCGUUUCAACUCCCGAAUGGCACCACAGUUCAAACUUGUCCUCCGGCUUUGGGUUACUCCUUCGCUGGGGGGACGACUGAUGGACCCGGGGCCUUCGAUUUCGUCCAAGGAGAUAAUUCUUCCAGCCCUCGGAAUCCGUUCUGGGAGCUCGUCAAAGGUGCUGUGACCCCACGCCCACCAGUUGAACAAGCAGAGUGCCAGUAUCCAAAGCCUAUCCUCUUGAACGCCGGAUACGCAAGUAGCCCGUACACGUGGUCACCACACGUCGUUGAUAUUCAGCUCCUCCGCGUCGGCAACCUCGUCAUCCUUGUGAUGCCGGGAGAAAUGACCACCAUGGCUGGGCGUCGUCUCCGCGAGGUGGUUCGUGCCCAGCUGAUCUCUUCGGGCAUCGUGGGAGACGAUGCUUACGUUGUCGUCGCCGGUCCUGCGAAUACGUACGGGCACUACGUCACGACCAGGGAGGAAUACGCAGUACAACGCUAUGAAGGAGCAUCUACCAUCUAUGGCCAAUGGACCCUGGAUGCGUACAUCGACAAGUACACUGAUCUCGUCCGAUUCCUCAAACCUGGCUUUACCGGCACUCCCGAGUCCAACGAUGCCCCGAAGGACCUGACGAGCAAAUCGAUUACUCUUCGGACUGGGGUCAUUGUUGAUCACGCGCCGCUGGGCAAGCAUUUUGGCGACGUCUUGACAGAUGUGCUCACGAAUGCACCAUAUCAUGCCGGCGAUACUGUGUCCGCUCGUUUCGUGGGUGCAAAUCCUAGGAAUAACUUGAGGCUGGAAGAGACGUUCCUCACUGUGGACCAGCUCAUGAACGGACAGUGGAUUUCCGUGAGAUCAGACUCGCAUCCUUCGACACGGUUUGAGUGGCUUAGGACUAGCACAACCUUCGGGUACAGCACGGUUAACAUAUCCUGGACAAUCGAAGACAUAACUGCUCCCGGGACAUACCGCUUGACCUACCUCGGCGACGCUAAGUCGCUUGGAGGCUCCAUCUCACCCUUCACUGGCUACUCGUCAAGCUUCACUGUCUCAUGAUGUCUUUUUUAUGUACCCAUCUUGCAUACUCCUAUUGCACCGUACGGACCAGAAUCUUGCUCGUUCAGUAUCUAAUGCGAGUACGGCUACGCUUUUUGUUAACGCACUGUGUCGCGUCGUCAAACACGCGUAGCGCGAGACAACGUCGUCAGCCCCCGGUAAAAGUGGAACCCGUUACUUAAGUGUGCAUUCAACCAGAUACAACACGAAACCAGAGAAUCCUAUGACUUGGAAAAAAGAAUGUGAACCAGUACAAACUUGAUAAACACGACAUAAACACCGUCUAUAUUCCAGAAAUGAAUAAUACGACUAGCCUUCGCUCUUAUAGGCAAAUUGGUGCUGGGAUUUUUUCCUCAAUGACCUUCGGGGUCCUCAUACCGCAUCGUUACCCACAACCCACCGACCACAUAAAUCGUCAAAUGCGACUUAAAGAUUACCCUAUCCUGGCCAUCCGAGAUUGGCGAAACGCCCCAGCCCGGAGGAGCAACCGACUCCGGAUUCGCGUCUGGGUGGAGCUCAAUCUUCGACACGUGUUGCAGCAAGCGAAUGAGCAUGAACGACACCUCGUUGUACGCGAACUGCAACAUAGUCCUAAGUCCAGGCGCAGGAUCGGAGAUAAGAAGCACCUGCUCACUUGUUGUCCCAGGCAGAUGCGUGGACCCGCAUUGAAUGGCAGGAAGAUGAAUGGAUUCGGUGUCAGGUACUUCCCAAGACGCUCGUCUAAGAAACGAUCUGGGUCGAACUUGUCGGCUACACUCGGGUCAGAUGCGCCUGUGCACGAGU